Molecule: messenger RNA, 3175 nt
Organism: Struthio camelus australis
Lineage: Eukaryota; Metazoa; Chordata; Aves; Struthioniformes; Struthionidae
Source: RefSeq, a predicted model, not a curated record
CCUGCAGCCCCCAGAGAGCCGGUGCGUGGGCACGUUGCAGAGAAGCGGGCUCAAGUGAAGCACCCCAAAACCCCCCAUCCCGACCCCCAACGCGAGUGGCAUGAACUUGGAGCCGGGCGAGUGCGGGAUGAACUCAGUGAGCUGCGGCAACGGGAAACUCCGCCAGUGGUUGAUCGACCAGAUUGACAGCGGCAAGUACCCGGGGCUGGUGUGGGAAAAUGACGAGAAGAGCAUCUUCCGCAUCCCCUGGAAGCACGCUGGCAAGCAGGACUACAACCGUGAGGAGGAUGCUGCCCUCUUCAAGGCUUGGGCUCUUUUUAAAGGAAAGUUCAGAGAGGGCAUUGAUAAACCAGAUCCCCCUACCUGGAAGACAAGAUUAAGGUGUGCUUUGAACAAGAGCAAUGACUUUGAAGAACUGGUGGAGAGAAGCCAGCUGGACAUCUCAGAUCCCUAUAAAGUGUACAGAAUAGUGCCAGAAGGAGCUAAAAAAGGUGCAAAACAAAUCAACAUGGAGGAACAGCCAUUAAUGAUGAAUCACCCCUUUCCAAUAACUUCUCCUUACACUUCACUACCGUCUCAGGUACAAAACUACAUGGGGCCCCAUGAACGAAACUGGAGAGAAUUUGCCCCGGAACAGCCCCAUCCCGAUAUUCCCUACCAGUGCACCAGCAUCCCUUUUGCAGCUCGCAGCCAUCAUUGGCAAGGACCUGGUUGUGAAAAUGGUUGUCAGGUGACAGGAACUUUUUAUGCUUGUGCCCCACCUGAGUCCCAGACUCCUGGCAUCCCGAUUGAGCCAAGCAUAAGGUCUGGUGAAGCCCUCGCACUGUCAGAUUGUCGGCUCCACAUCUGCUUGUAUUAUCGUGAAAUAUUGGUAAAAGAAGUAACAACAACUAGUCCUGAAGGCUGUAGGAUAUCCCAUGGCCAAAGUUAUGAGGUCAGCAGCCUGGAGCAAGUUAUCUUCCCUUAUCCUGAGGAUAACGGCCAGAGGAAGAACAUAGAAAAACUACUGAACCACUUGGAACGAGGAGUAUUACUGUGGAUGGCACCCGAUGGCCUUUAUGCUAAGAGACUUUGUCAGAGCAGGAUCUACUGGGACGGGCCCCUGGCGCUUUGCAGCGACAGACCCAACAAGCUGGAGCGGGAUCAAACAUGCAAGCUCUUUGAUACUCAGCAGUUUUUAGCAGAGCUGCAAGCUUUUGCUCAUCAUGGACGUCCGCUGCCAAGAUACCAAGUUGCUCUGUGCUUUGGGGAGGAAUUUCCAGAUCCGCAGAGGCAGAGGAAACUAAUUACAGCCCAUGUUGAACCAAUGUUUGCCAGGCAGCUGUAUUACUUUGCUCAACAAAACAGUGGACAUCUUCUGAGAGGCUAUGAUUUGCCAGAACUUGUGACUAGUCCAGAGGAUUAUCACAGAUCUAUUCGCCAUUCCUCUAUUCAAGAAUAAGAUCCUCAGAAUGAUUGUUUUUAAAGGCACUGUAAAGAUUAUACAGCAUGGAGGAGCAGAUCUGAAUUGCAAUUUGGAGAUCCAAAUCGCAGCUGGAUGCAUUCAGGGAAUCAAGGGUUCAAUGAUAGGAAAGUGAACUAGAACAACAAUAUUGUACAAUACAAAUGACGGGUUUUCAGCGUUUGGAUGCUACAUCUCACAUACACUCCACUAUUGCUGGGAAUAACUCAAAACUGACGAAAUGUUUGCUAUGUUUACGUUUGCUUAAUGUUCUCCUUGGGUUUUGAGGACUGAUUCUUAUUGAAGACUUAAAUCCAUAGUUUACAUAUUGUCACAUUUACAGGGCUAUUUAUUUUGGAUUACUGAUCUCAGGGAAGGUACACAAAUCUGCGAUAUUCCCAGUUUGAAACCGUAGCUACUAUAGGUGGGUAGCAAAUGUAGAUGGUUUAUUGAGAAUAGCUAUACAUGUAAAAGGUUAUGAAUUUAGAUUGAUAAGUGUGGUAGACAUUUUAUGCCUAUAUUCUUGUGUAGAAAUUUCCAUGUAUUUUUUAAAAACAAUGCAAUUCUUCAGAGACAUAUUUUUUUAAUGCCUGACUGACAUUAUUCCUAACAAUGGAUUUUGUUGCUGCCAUUGUUAUUGGCCCCAUAAUAGCAGUUUUUAAAGUGGUUAAUUUAUGGUACUGUGUUAUGAAAAAUGACCACUGAACUUGAAUUACCCAUGGACUUAGUGGAAUAACCACUAAAAUUCUAGAGUCUUGAAGAGCAGGUUUAAAAAUAAAUUGCAUUUUUUAAUGAUUGCAGGCCACUAUGCAUUAUAUAUAUAUGUGCAUUAGAAUUAAAUUGGCGGACUUGAAAAAAUAGCACAAAAAUGGUAAUGGUAACCUUUCUUCACGUCACGUGCAUGACCCAAAUUAAAAUAACUACCACUUCUGCAUUUUACAGAGCCAUAUUCUGUUCUUCCUGUCCGCUCAGAGCUCCCUUCCAUUGGUACUGAAAUAAAUGUGAAGGCAGAAUUCAAGAAGAGCAGAAUUUGGCCUCCCAUACUAAGACAAUCAAGUAAAUAUUUAUUUUUACUCUUGUUUUGAAAAGUUUUACAGAAGUAUAAUUUCAUGCAAUUUGCAGCUCUUAAGCUAUGCUGCCAUUGUAAAGAUAAAGAGAAGUAGAGGUCUAUUGGGUUUGUAUCUUGAAAUUUUCCUUUGUGUUUGUUGUGCUGGAGAUCAGACCAGGUGAUCUUACGAGCUUUAACUACAUAACAUGAUCCUCCCUAUGAUUAGCAAGCAUACUUCACUUGAUUUUCUAAAUGAGGAAUUAAAAAUGGUACUUGGUCUGGCAGCAGACUUGUGUUCUAGGGACCUUUAAUUUAUACAUCUUAAAGAUGCAUACUCUUCUGGGAUAUAUUAUCUCACUCCUUCUCCGAUGCAUACUCUUCUGUGAUAUAUUAUCCCACUCCUUCUCCAUAGUGCCAAAUGGAAGGACAGAUCACUUUUAUUUUUGUGUUCUUUGUUACUUGAAAUGUUUUCUUGGCUUAAGGGAGACCUCUUUCUUAGACUUCAAAAGCACUGCUUUAGGUGACUGUCAGAUCUUCUGUGUAUGUUUUUGGCCUGUGCAUACAUUUUGCUGAAUGGGACUUCUGCGUUCAGACUGCACUGGUACGAUACAAUUAUUUGAUAUGGUUUUCACUUUUCUCUAGUGGUCGUUGCUUCAUAUGCUCAUUGCUUCAGCUCACAUCUUAGA